Trichoderma citrinoviride is the source of this 2682-nucleotide messenger RNA. RefSeq names its product subtilisin-like protein. The transcript has 3 exons. Gene Ontology annotation, cellular component: cell wall; membrane. The record is from RefSeq and is a predicted model, not a curated record. Lineage: Eukaryota; Fungi; Ascomycota; Sordariomycetes; Hypocreales; Hypocreaceae. Gene Ontology annotation, biological process: proteolysis. Gene Ontology annotation, molecular function: serine-type endopeptidase activity. Bases 1 to 2682 code for a protein of 893 amino acids.
AUGUUCACUUUACUGAUACUCUUGCUCCCUUUGACAGCGAUUCUUGUGGCUGGCUCAUUGAAUGAAGCCGGCAGUGCCUUCAUCAUUGAGCUAGAUGAAAAGGCAACGACCUUGGAUGCCUUCGCCCAGAAUACCAGGGACAUCACUUACAAAGUCCGCCACGUAUUCAACACUCCUGGUGUUUUCACCGGCAUCUCGAUCGAUGUAUCUGGUAGCAAUGAUCUGGAGGGAAUAAAAGAGCGCCUUGACACUAUCUCGGGGGUUAUCGGCGUCGCCAAGGUCCUCCAGUAUGAACUUCCCUCGAGCAAGGGCAACUUCACUGUGCCCCAAGACGACAUUUCCUCACUCAUGCGUCGCGGGUCUGAUUCUGACCCCGAGGACUUGGGAUACACUCUAAGAAUGGGCGGCGUCGACAAAGUUCAUGCCAUGGGCAACAAGGGCAAGGGAGUAAAGAUCGGCUUCAUUGAUACCGGUAUUUACUAUAAGCACCCAGCUCUCGGCGGAGGCUUCGGCGACGGCAAGAAGAUUGCGGGUGGCUACUCUUUCAUUACCGAUGAUGGAGAUGAGGUUGAGGGCAGUGACCCCUUUUCCGACUGUGCUCAAUCAGACCAUGCGACACAUGUGGCAGGAAUCUUAGGUAUGGACCCUUUGCAGUACCCGGAAGGGUUACCUAUUUCCGGCGUAGCCCCUGAGGCGUCACUGUAUGCCUACCGCAUCUACAGCUGUGGUGAUAUUGGAGGGGCGCGACGAGGUGGCGAGAGCGACCUCGUCAUAAAGGCAAUGCUGAAAGCCAUGGAAGACGGCGUCGACAUCCUCAGUAUUGUUGCUCAGAGUCUUAGGGAAGCUGGCAUCGCCAUGAUUGUUGCCAUGGGAAAUGACGCAUCAAACUAUAUUGAUGGGAACAAUCUCUAUCUUCAAACGCUCCCCAGUGAGCUUUCAAGCGUCAUCUCCGUCGGCUCUAUUGCCAAUUCCGAAUACCCGCUGGUCUUCACAGCACAGGACAGUUACGGUACACACGUCCCCUUUGCGUCAUUAAAACCAAUUUCAGCACCUGAAGGUCUUGAUGUGUAUGUUCCUCCUGGCGAUACAUGUGGUUCGUUUGAUUGGGAGGGAAUCUACAACGACAUUGAGGCACAAGGCGGCAAUAUCAACGCCACCAUCAUUGCAGUGCGCGUUGCGGAGUCUUGUCAGCUGUCGACAAUAACGUGUUGUGGCAGCAUAAUCCCUCCUUAUUUACUCGGGUUUUUCAGCGCUGGAACAAACCCCUAUCUGAAAGAUCACGAAAGCAUCCUGCCGUACCGUUUCAAUGCGGGAGCUACUAGGGCUCUCACAAUUAUAGAGCCCGAUGCGGAUACCUUUUAUGCCAACUACGAAAAGGCAGGAGGGUAUAUGAAGUACAGACUUUUCUUCAAUAACUCGACUUAUACCAGCACUCCACAGUACCUCGCUGGAAUAGUGGAUGGAUUUAGCGACUGGGGGCCCAUUAGGCUCACAUACGAACUCAAGCCGGAAAUUUCUGCUCCAGGAGGCCACAUUCUGUCCACACUCCCAGAAAGUAUUGGCAGCUACGGAAUUCUCUCGGGAACGUCCAUGUCAACACCCUAUAUUGCUGGCUGCUUUGCGCUUGUCAAAUCCCAAUUCCCCGAUUUAUCCAUUGACGAGAUCCUCGCUCUACUGCAGAUGACCGCCAGGCCAACGCCUUGGGCAUUUGAUACUACAAUGUUGGCCACCACUGCUCAACAGGGUGCUGGACUUGUCAAUGUCUACGAUGCCAUCACGUCAUCGACUCGAAUCUAUCCAGGACAGCUCGCUGUUACAGACAACAACCGCACAUCGUUUGGUUUAGUGAAUAUUACCGUGGAGAACAAUGGAGAGGCUACUCAAACGUACAAGCUUGGCCACCGUGGAGCAGGCUACGUGAAAGAGAACAACGGCUACAUGGAGACUAACCAGCUUCCUAAUUUUGGGACCCCUACAUGGUACUCGCCUACCUUUGUGCUGGAACCUGGCGAAAGCAAGGAAGUUGCCAUACGCCUAUCAUAUCCACCUCUUGCCGUCCCUAUCACACGACUUCCCCUUUUCUCCGGGUUCAUUGAUGUUAUUCCAAGCACAGGAGCCAACCUCAGCAUCCCAUACAUUGGCCCUGCCUACUCGCCCUAUAACAUUGAUCACAUCUUUUACAGCGCACCUACAGACACCUUACCCGGCCAACCGUACAUGCGAUUUGGAAAUGGUAGUACAGACAGCUAUGACUUUGGGUUUUCUUCCAUCACGUCGUCCGGAACAUAUACACUCUCCGUCGUUGUCACCAAUUGGUCCAACCUCCUUAGGGCGGAUAUUGUCCCUGCUAAUACUACCCUCGCGGCGCAUUUCUAUAGCGAUAAUGCUACUGUGCCGGCCGACUAUGAAUAUCUCCCUUCUGCUGAGAAGCUCAGCUCGACUCUGUUCAACGGCGAGCCAAGCUACGGAAACCUUUGGAAGUCCGAAACACUGAACUCCCCGUCUGCCAGCGUUUUUCUGCAAGGUACGGGGUUCACCGUAAGUACCGAUAGCGGUGCUAAUGUCACGCUUGGCAAUGGAGAUUAUCGUCUAUUUUUCAGUGUCUUGAGAUGGGGAGGCGACGGCACGCUUCUUGAGGAUUAUGAUACUUGGCUGGGCCCGAUUGUUCGGUUUCAGGACUAG